This is a messenger RNA of Humulus lupulus (European hop), 972 nucleotides long. Its product is annotated as glutathione S-transferase F13. Bases 125 to 778 code for a protein of 217 amino acids. Gene Ontology annotation, molecular function: glutathione binding; glutathione transferase activity. The transcript is spliced from 3 exons. The record is from RefSeq and is a predicted model, not a curated record. NCBI's taxonomy places the organism in Eukaryota, Viridiplantae, Streptophyta, Magnoliopsida, Rosales, Cannabaceae. Gene Ontology annotation, cellular component: cytoplasm.
GUCCUAAUUACUAUAAUAAAUUCCUUUAUAUAAGGUCCUUCUGUUAUGUAUACAUAUACUCAGCAGUUAGCAUCAUUCUCUCUCUCUCUCUCCUUAAUUAGCUAUUUUUUCCAGAAAAGAGAGCAUGGCGCUCAAGCUGCAUGGUCUCCCCAUGUCAACAUGCACCACUCGUGUAAUGAUUUGUCUCCAUGAAAAAACUCUAGAUUUCGAGCUUAUCCCGGUUGACCUUUUCUCCCAAGGAAACAAGCAACCUCCAUUCCUUGCUAAGAAUCCCUUCGGUCAGGUUCCAGUAUUAGAAGAUGGCGAACUCACACUUUUUGAAUCUAGAGCAAUAAAUGAAUACUUGGCAGAGAAGUUCAAGGAGUCGGGGCAUGAUCUGCUAAGGUCAGAAAACUUGAACGAAUCAGCUAUUGUGAAGGUGUGGAGAGAAGUGGAAUCCCAUCAAUACGACCCUGUGAUAUCCCCAAUCGUGUAUCAACAUUUUGUGGCUCCACUUCAAGGCAAAGCCCCAGAUCAGAAGAUUAUUGAUGAAAAUCUAGACAAGCUAGCCAAGGUUCUAGACAUUUAUGAGGCUAAGUUGAGUGAGACCAAAUAUUUAGCUGGGGAUUUCUAUACCUUGCCUGAUCUUCAUCACUUGCCCUACACUUUCUACUUCAUGAAAACCCCGUGGGCCUCACUUAUCAACGAUCGGGCCCACGUUAAGGCCUGGUGGGAUGAUAUUUCUUCGAGGCCCGCUUUUGAAAAAGUCGCGCAGGGUAUGACUUUUGGUGAGAAAUGACUUUGUGUGGAGUUUUUUUUUUUUGUUGUUUCAUUUUUAUUUUUAUUUUUUGAAAAAAAAUGUGUUAUUUUUGUUUUUCAUAUCAGUUAAUUUGAUUAGUGAAAUGAAAAGAAAGAGAGAGACUGAGAGGGAAAUGAGGCUUUAAGAAUUUAAGAUCGUUUGUCCCUAUUAAUUAGUUACAAUUCAUUGAAUAU